This is a messenger RNA of Alosa sapidissima (American shad), 1722 nucleotides long. Its product is annotated as annexin A13-like. Gene Ontology annotation, molecular function: calcium-dependent phospholipid binding; calcium ion binding. Lineage: Eukaryota; Metazoa; Chordata; Actinopteri; Clupeiformes; Clupeidae. The transcript is spliced from 11 exons. Gene Ontology annotation, cellular component: cytoplasm. The coding region runs from base 70 to 1020 and encodes 316 amino acids. The record is from RefSeq and is a predicted model, not a curated record.
AAGAUCUGGGAGUCAACAGGACAUCACAGACAUCACACAGACUUCCUAACAACACUGCUGAAAUUGAAAAUGGGAAACGUUCAACCCACCGUUGUUCCUUAUGCAGACUUUGAUGUGAUGUCUGAUAUCAACGGCAUACGCAAAGCCUGCACAGGUUUGGGGACAGAUGAAGAGGCCAUAAUUUUAAUUUUAGCCAACCGGUCUGCUGCCCAGAGGUUGGAAAUUAAGCAAGCCUAUUUUGAAAAAUUUCACAAUGAGCUGGAGAAGGUUCUGAAGGGCGAGCUAACGGGCAGCUUUGAAAAAGCCAUCAUUGCCAUGCUGGACCCUCCGCCUGUCUACGCCGCCAAGGAGCUCCGCAAGGCCAUGAAGGGGGCGGGCACUGACGAGGACGUGCUGGUGGAGAUCCUGUGCACCAGCAGCAACCAGGAUAUCAUAAACCUGAAAAAGGCCUACGCUAAAGUAAAUGGGCGUGACUUGGAGUCUGACAUUGAGGGUGACACGAGUGGAGAUGUGAAGAACCUGCUGACCUCUCUCCUUCAGGCCAACCGGGACGAAAACUAUGAGGUGGAUGAGGGCUUAGCUCAGAAAGAUGCAGCAGCAUUAAUCGAGGCUGGAGAGGGCCGGUUUGGGACAGAAGAGUCCACCUUCACCCACAUCCUCACACACAGGAACCACCUGCAACUCCAAGCCACAUUCAAGUCCUAUGCAUCACUCUGUGGCACUGACAUCCUGGACUCCAUAGAGAGUGAGGCCACUGGGACGUUAAAGGACUGCUAUAUCACCCUUGUGCGCUGUGCCAAAAACCCCCAGCUGUACUUCGCUCGCCGACUGAACGCUGCCGUGAAGGGAGCUGGUACUGACGAGAACACACUCAUCCGCAUCAUUGUGGCCCGCUCCGAGAUUGAUCUGGAGACCAUCAAAGACAUGUACCUGGAAAAGUAUGAUGUGACUCUGAAGGACGCGCUGAGCUCUGACUGCGGCGGCGACUUCAAGCGUCUGCUGAUGGAGCUCCUCCACUGAGAGACGGCCACGCAGACGGCCAAGCUGCCACACCAGCUGGCCUACUCUCAGCUCCUGCCAACCAACAGAAGGCAAACCUACUGCCUUCUCUUCGACAGGACCACGUGAUUGUGUACUGUUGUUUAAAUGGGACUAGUUAGAAACUCAACACUUUACCAGAUAUUUUAUUAUAUUUAUAAUAAAUUGUAUUAUAUUUAUUAUAUUUAUAAUAUAAUUUAUUAAUAAAACCAUGUGUAGUCUAUUUUAACACACUACUGGAAAUAAACUCACUUUAAGAACUUAGGCUUCGAAUCUUAGGCUUCAACUUUUGUUAAAUAUAAAGGUAUUCAGGUGCUUGUUUUAACUUGUGAAGAAAUUGCAGAAGGAGGAAUCUGCAGUAUGCCUCUGCUUAAUUUAUCAUUAGUUAUACUGUGUAUGCAUGUCAUUAAAAAAAAAAUAAACACUGCUUUGUUGCUGUAAAUUCAUAUACCGACGCAAUUAUAAUAUAUAAACACUAGCCUUUCACACCAUAACACCAGAAUGUAAGUUUCAAGUUAUGUAACUGUAUGAGAAAUUACACAGUAGGCUAUCUGAUUAACAUGCAAACAGGCAGGCUUGACUGGGAGUUUAGGCUACUAGGUACUAUUAUGUUAUUGCUGUGUGAAAUGGGAUGUGAAAAUAUGAAUUAAAACUAAACGAAAUAAACUCAACUAUAAGAUUAAU